Pomacea canaliculata is the source of this 1445-nucleotide messenger RNA. RefSeq names its product molluscan insulin-related peptide 7-like. Gene Ontology annotation, cellular component: extracellular region. NCBI's taxonomy places the organism in Eukaryota, Metazoa, Mollusca, Gastropoda, Architaenioglossa, Ampullariidae. The record is from RefSeq and is a predicted model, not a curated record. Gene Ontology annotation, molecular function: hormone activity. Bases 219 to 704 code for a protein of 161 amino acids. The transcript is spliced from 3 exons.
UGGCGCCACGGACAGGGACGCCGGUGCAGCAGGGCUUGCUGGGAUGGAACGCGGGCCGUCGUGCCGCAGACCCAGGGCGCGAGGCAGCUUGGGAGGACCGCGGAGCUUGGCUUGUGGGGGGAGGGAGACCUCAGGCACGUGCACUGGUCGGAGCUGGUGGCAAGAGAAGGUCUGUGGCAAGUGCUCCGACGACCAGAAUCUCCAGAGACCGCUUGGCGAUGGGAGUGUUGCGGGUCUUGGCGGAGAGAAUGGCCAUGACAGAAGCGAUGUCGUUGUGUAUGGCCCUGGUGCUGUGCAUGCUGGGACAGGCGUCAGGGUCUGAACACAUGAUGUGUGGAGUCGAUGCCAGGCCUCACCCCCGGGGUCUGUGCGGUGAUUACCUGAUGAGGGCGCGCCAAAACCUCUGUGCUCUUCUCAGGAAGGACUACCCUGAACAGUUCGGCAAACGCUCUGUAGACCAGCUCCUGCAGUUUCCUUUAAAGAGCUUCGCUAACAUGGACUUCUUCACCGAAGAAGGACCAGUGAAGUCCGCCAGCGACUACAGCAAGAUGCUGCUGCCCGUCCUGCCCAAGGCCUCGGACUCGCCGGUGGCCGAAGACAUGGGCGAGUACGAUCUGGACCUUGAGAGACAAAAACGACAAGGCAUGGUCUGUGAUUGCUGCUACAACCAGUGUCGCCCCAGCCAGCUAGCACGAUAUUGCUGAUAGGUGUCUCUGCACUCUCACUCCAGCCAACCAUAAGGAUAUUACCGCUAGGUCUCUGUCUCUGUCUCUGUCCCAUCUGUCUCAAUCUCUCGCUCUUUUCUGUCCCCUUCUCCUUCAACCACCACAUCACCAUGCUGCGCGCCCAGCGGCAUGUUCAUCAAGAAACGAGUUCAUGGGCUGCUAACUCCGAUAUGUAUCGAUCUCAGCCUUUUUUUUUAAAAUCUGAUGGAUUGCAGGGCAUUUCGAUAGCCUUAUAUGCCUUCUGGAUGUAAGUAGGUCCAUCAGUAGGUAAUAUGUUGUUUUGUGCCUGUCCAUAUUGAUGACUAUCGAGCAAAAUUUGCGCUUUGUUAGCGAGAUUAAAGAAAAAGCUACGAAAGCCAAGAAAAAAGAUCAUGCCAUUGAAUAUUUUUUUUAAUUUUUGGAAUUAGUAAAUAAAAAAUCUUUACUUUUGCUUCGUGUAAUUUGGACUACUUCCUCUGCCCUGGUUAUCCGCACGUUGUUUGAUAAGACUAAUUGUUCGUAUCUCGUUGACUUAGAACUUCUUUUCACAUUGUAAAAACUGUGCUCAUUGUAGUUUGAAAGAUUAGAUAAUUUCUUCAAUAGGAUUGUACGUAUAUUCAUACAGAUUUUUGGACAUAUCGCUCAAAUCCAACUUUGGUAUUUGAAAAAACCCAUCUGUUUAUCAACACAUAAAUGAGAUGUAAAAGUCUGGCAUUGGAUUAAUAAACUCAUCUCAACUAA